This is a messenger RNA of Neohortaea acidophila, 957 nucleotides long. RefSeq names its product MC family mitochondrial carrier protein. Gene Ontology annotation, cellular component: mitochondrial inner membrane. Gene Ontology annotation, molecular function: phosphate transmembrane transporter activity. Bases 1 to 957 code for a protein of 318 amino acids. The record is from RefSeq and is a predicted model, not a curated record. Gene Ontology annotation, biological process: mitochondrial phosphate ion transmembrane transport. The transcript has 6 exons. Lineage: Eukaryota; Fungi; Ascomycota; Dothideomycetes; Mycosphaerellales; Teratosphaeriaceae.
AUGAGUGCAGCACUCAAAGACGCAAAGCAGCAGGUGGACGCUGCUGUUGCACCCAAGAAGCUGUCCGGCGUUGACCUCUACUCCCGAUUCGCGUUUGCGGGCGCCGUCUGCUGCUCCGUCACCCAUGGCUGCCUUACGCCCGUCGAUGUCGUCAAAACCCGCAUCCAGCUCGACCCUGCGACAUACAACCGCGGCAUGAUCGGUGGCUUCCGCCAGGUCAUUGCCAGCGAAGGUGCUGGUGCCCUCCUCACCGGUGCCGGUCCCACCUUCGCCGGUUACUUCCUCCAGGGCGCCUUCAAGUUUGGUGGAUACGAGUUCUUCAAGCAGCAGUCCAUCUCUCUGUUUGGCUACGAGAACGCAAAGAACAACCGCACAGCCGUGUACUUGGCAAGCUCUGCUUGCGCCGAGUUCUUCGCCGACAUUGCCCUGUGCCCUCUCGAAGCCACCCGUAUCCGUCUCGUCUCCGAACCAACCUUUGCAAACGGCCUCAUCGGUGGAUUCACCAAAAUCGCAAAGACUGAGGGUUUCGGUGCAUUCUACUCCGGUUUCGGUCCCAUUCUGUUCAAGCAGGUCCCCUACACCAUGGCCAAGUUCGUCGUCUACGAAAAGGUCGCCGAAUCCAUCUACCAAAACUACGUUGACAAGGCCACCGCCUCCAACGGCAUGAACACCGCGGUCAAUCUUGGCUCGGGUUUGAUUGCUGGUUUCGCCGCCGCCAUUGUCUCUCAGCCUGCCGACACCAUGCUCUCCAAGAUCAACAAGACCAAGGGUCUUCCGGGUGAAGGCACCACCAGCAGAUUGAUCAAGAUUGCCAAAGAGCUUGGAUUGAAGGGAAGCUUUGGUGGAUUGGGAGCGCGUCUGGUCAUGGUCGGUACUCUCACCGCUGGUCAAUUCGCCAUCUACGGCGACAUCAAGAGGGUGAUCGGAGCCGUGGGCGGCGUCGAAAUUGCAAAGUGA